Molecule: messenger RNA, 1122 nt
Organism: Mycena indigotica
Lineage: Eukaryota; Fungi; Basidiomycota; Agaricomycetes; Agaricales; Mycenaceae
Exons: 3
Coding region: 1-1122 (373 amino acids)
Source: RefSeq, a predicted model, not a curated record
AUGCUAUUCGCUUUCCUCGUGGCGUCCGCGCUGCCGCUCACUUGUGCCCUCGAGUCCAUCUGCCGUUCAUGUGAAGCGAUCAACAAUAACAUCACGUUCCUCACUCCCAACAACAGCGAACUACCUGGAGGAACCUACAUCGCUAUAAACUCAACCGGCAUUACCCAGCUGGCGGAUUAUCUUGACAACCAUCCAGACGCUUUCAUAAAGAACCUACUUCUGUCGGAUUCGACAUUCGAGGACCUUGCCAACGACUUUGGGUAUUUUGACACAAGCUAUGACCGGUUGAACCCUCCAGACGAGGCGCGUUGGGAAAAGUACCGAAGGAUGCACGCUGCCAACCAAGAACUAUCCCAAACGCUAAGACAGCAUGCAUUAGACCUUGAACAGCGGGUCAAGCGAAUCAUCGACCGUGUUGCGCCAACCCUCGAAUCACUUGUGUUGCUCAACUACCUCAGGCUAGACGAAGGCCAGUUCUAUAACUGGGACGACAAUCGAACGCGCACAGCCCUCGACCACAACUUUCCUCAGCUUACCCAUCUCACAAUUCGCGACUAUCAUUGGGAUUUCAAGCCGCUUCCAGGCCAAAGAUGGCGGUUCUUUCCUCCCCUCCCAUCAGUAACGCAUCUGCACAUCGUGGCCGACGCUAAUGCGUUCUCUGGGAGGUACCCAUCGUCGUCAACGCUUCGCAGAUUAGUGCCCAACGGCCAACGAAUUCGUCUUUCUGGCUAUCCGGCGAAGGAGUUCCACCCCAAAUUAUGGAAAGUCGUCCGUUGGUCGCGACAGAUUUUUCAGGCCAUUCUGGACUGGAAUCCCCGCAAAACAAUCAUAGUCCAGCCCAACUACAGUCCACGUGGUGGGUACUGCGGAAAUCCUGGGAUACAACAUGGCUGCAUGCUCGCCCAGCUGGCGUGGAACCCAGCCAUUCGUGUCCUCCUCCCACACGAAGAGGACUACAACCAUUAUGGCGUGUCAUAUGCUGCCGCACGGCUUUUUUCGCUGCGGAGAGCGCUUGCCGAAUUUGAGGGUCGUCUGGUGGACGGCGGAGAAGGUGAAUGGGAUAUACCGUCGCUAGACGAGACGAGUGAACAGAGGAGGUCUUCGCUGAGGUAUUGUUCUUGA